This is a messenger RNA of Malania oleifera, 519 nucleotides long. Its product is annotated as heavy metal-associated isoprenylated plant protein 42-like. NCBI's taxonomy places the organism in Eukaryota, Viridiplantae, Streptophyta, Magnoliopsida, Santalales, Ximeniaceae. Bases 1 to 519 code for a protein of 172 amino acids. Gene Ontology annotation, molecular function: metal ion binding. The record is from RefSeq and is a predicted model, not a curated record. The transcript has 3 exons.
AUGGACGAAGCUCAAUCAUCUCCUAUGUCUGACCGUUAUGUUCUUAAGAUGAAUCUGAACUGUUGUCAACAUUGUCCGAAGAAAGUGUGCAAGUUGUUGUCCGGAGUCCAUGGGGUUUAUUCUGUUUCGGUAGAUGCAGAGAAUGGGCUUGCAACAGUGGAAGGCAAAGUAGAUCCACGCAAGCUGGUAAAGGAAGUUAAAUCAAUCCACAAAAUAGCAGAGAUCAUAUCUUCUACCCAGCAAAGUAACGCCCAAGCUGCCCAAUGUACCACUGGGGAAAGUCAGGUCAACUCUCCUAACUGCAAUCCUGCUCCUGCCCAUCACCCAGUCGCACCACAUACAUAUUACAGUAACGACUACCCGCCACCUACCUACGCUCAACCGACGGUGAUGCCACCGCAUUCCCCGAACUAUUAUGAGCCAAUGCUGCCAUUUUCACCGCCGCCACCACCUGCGUAUCCUGUCCAUGCCUCCAACUACAUCAGCGAUGAGAAUGCUGCCGGGUGCACUAUAGCGUGA